This is a messenger RNA of Prinia subflava (tawny-flanked prinia), 2288 nucleotides long. RefSeq names its product zinc-binding protein A33-like. Bases 16 to 1437 code for a protein of 473 amino acids. The transcript has 7 exons. Gene Ontology annotation, biological process: protein ubiquitination. Gene Ontology annotation, molecular function: protein binding; ubiquitin protein ligase activity; metal ion binding. NCBI's taxonomy places the organism in Eukaryota, Metazoa, Chordata, Aves, Passeriformes, Cisticolidae. The record is from RefSeq and is a predicted model, not a curated record. Gene Ontology annotation, cellular component: cytoplasm.
UCGUGAUCGCGUCACAUGCGGGGCCCCGCCCCGCCCCCUCCGCGGGAUCCCAUCCAAUGCGCUGGCGGGCUGGCGGCGUGUCCGCACCGUGAUUGGUCAGAACGGACGUCAGUCCGCGGAGGGGCGGGGCGUGGCGGAGGCCCCGAGUUCGGGAUGGCCGGCAUGAACCAGGAGCGGAGCCUGCGGGAGGAGCUGACCUGUGCCAUCUGCUGCGAGCUGUUCAGCGAGCCCGUCAUGCUGGACUGCAUGCACCACUUCUGCAAGGGCUGCAUCCAGGAGUACUGGGAGAGCUGCGCCCAGGGCCCGUCGUGCCCGCAGUGCCGCCGCAGGUUCCCCAGCCGCGCCUUCCGCACGCACUACCUGCUGGCGGGGCUGGUGGAGAAGGUGCGGCGCUGCGGCUCCCACGAGCACCGGCACAAGAUGCAGAAGCACCUGGAAGAUGCUUUGCAUGCUCGUCAGAAGGAGAUGGAGAACUUGCUGCAGAGGAAGCAUGUGGUGCAGGAGGACAUCUGCAGCCUGAGGAAAGUGUCUGGGGAGCUGAACUUUAAGAUUCGGGCUGAGUUUGCUCGCCUUCAUCAGAUCCUGGAGGAAGAGGAGAGAGCUGUGCUGGCAGAGCUGGGUGAGAAGGAGGAGCAGUCACUGGCCCAGCUGCACAGGCACGUUGGCCAGCUGGAAGAGGGGAUGGAAGUGCUGCAGAGGGACAUUGAGCGUGUCAAGCAGACCCUGAGCAAGAUGGAAGAUGUGUCACUGCUGGAGGUGGAGAGCCUGGAUAUCAGGCCCUCGGUGCAUGUUGAGACCCAGCCUGCCCUGGACCUGCAGCACUACAGGGACAGCCACAGUGGUCCCUUGCAGUACAUCUUCUGGAGGCACAUGCUGCGCUCCAUCUGCCCUGCUCCUGCCCCACUCACCUUUGAUCCUGAGUCUGCCCACCCCAACCUGGUGUUCUCCAGAGACCUGACAGCAGUGACAGAGAGCAGUCGAGCCCAGCCUGUGCCCGUCAGCCCCCGGCGCUUCCGGCAGUGCGUCAACGUUCUGGGCGCGCAGGCCUUCGGCAGCGGCCGGCACUACUGGGAGGUGUGGGUGGGCAGCAAAACCAAGUGGGACCUGGGGGUGGCUGCUGACACUGUGGACCGGGCAGCCAAGGUCAAGCUGUGCCCAGAGAAUGGCUACUGGACGCUUCGCCUGCGGAACAGGACGGAGUACUGGGCCACUGCCACCCCCUGGGUGCGCCUGGCUCCCCGCCUGCCCCUGCAGAAAGUGGGCGUCUUCCUGGACUGCCGGGAGGGCACUGUCACCUUCUUUGAUGCUGGGGACAUGUCCCACCUCUUCACCUUCCACCAGGUGUCUGCAGAGAGAUACUGCCCCUUCUUCAGCACCUGCUUCAGUGACGGGAGGGACAACGUGGAGCCCAUGCGCCUCUGUCACCUGGCCCUGUGAGGGACACCAGCCUGGCUCCUGCCCGGGCUGUGCUGGAGGCCAGUUCUGCACACACAAGCCUGAUGGGUGUUGCAGGAGCUGUUCCGGUUUCAGUGCUGGGACAAAGGAGAGGAUUAGUCUCUUCCCAGGUCCUGUCUGCCCUCCCUUCCCUGUGCCAUGGCUGUGGUUGCCACAAGGCAUUCACAGGGGUUCCUGGCACCCCGGUACAACCUCCCCUUCCUGAGCACAGCACAGUUCAGUGAGAGCAGCCACGGGGCUGCAGGGGAGGUGGCUGUGAGUUGCUGGCACCUCCUGUCUCUCUGUGCCCCCACCCAUAAGCCCCGUGGAGGGGGCAGCUGUCCCGGAGCUCCAUCGGGUGCACCUCAACUCCACAUCCCGAGCACGGGCAUCCUCUGCUGGAGGAGCUUCCCGGGGCAGGGCUCCGGGCCGGCAGCAGAGGGAGCCCGGUGCGCGGCCCAGGGACUGCAGCACCUCGCUCACUAUUAAAGCUCGUUGCAAAGCCAGUGGUGCCUGCUGGGCCUGCUCGAGGCUUGUGUGUUGGGGGAAUCUGCUGCUCUGGGGUGUGGCACAGCCUGGGGGCACCGAGCAGCCCCCCGGAGCCCUGCUCCAGCCCUGGCUCUUCUGUGCCUGCACACUGCUCCCACUGUUCCCACACAGUUCCUUGGAGCACUUCCUGCACAUCUUGCAGUGGCUUUUCACCUUUUGCUGUUUGAGAGCAAGGGAGAGAGGUCCUCUGAGCCUAGCCCUGAUGUUGGGCUACAGAGUUUUAAGAUUUCAUCAUCUCUGGCCUGGCUGGGUCUUAAGGAUUUGUACAUAUAAAAAAUGGCAAGUUCCCAUUCUUUCCAAAUUCA